AUGAGCCAGCUGGUUGUUAGGCCAGGGCGCAAUGCCGCCCGACAGGCCAAAAAGCUUAAAGAGAUCCGAAAAGUCAAAAACGCAAUCCAAUGGCACGAGCGGGAACGCAAGAAGCGACAGGAGCUCAAACAGGAACAAUGGGAUUCCAAACAAGCCGUCCUCCAGCGUAUAAUGUGGGAGAAUGAGCAUGUCAAGGGCGUCCGGAAACGGGCCUUGGCCAAUGCGAAGGAGGACUGGAAACUUGGGACCUUGAGGCCAAAUCGCGCCAUCGGCCCCGAUGCUGAGAAAUAUGGUGCUCUCAAGGGAGCCCAGAUCCAGAAGCCCGAGAUACCUGUCAAGACCCAGAAGAACCGGAAUGCUGUUAGAGAGAAGAAGGGCCUAGAGUUGGAGUACCCGCUAGUCGUGGACGACAAGAAGUACUUUCCGAUUGUAAAGGAUGAUCGUGUCGUGAUACUGAAGGGAAAAGAUGCGGGUAAGAUUGGUGUUGUGCAAGAGCUUGUUCCGAGAACACACGAUGUCGUCAUUAAAGACAUGAACAUGCAAUAUUUUGACACCGCCGUGUUCAAUGCCGCUGCCGAAGGUAUGGGGCCCAAGGUAGAGAAUGCGGUGCCUAUGCCGCUUGAUUACGUACGCCUAGUGGUACCCGCCGAGGUACAGCGAGGAAGCAAAAAGUGUUUCGAGGAUGUGGUUGUCGAGAAGAUCUUUAUGGAGCGACAUACGACUGGCAUCGACCCUUACACCGGUACCGACUAUGGCGACAACGUGAUCCCGGAAGCACACCAAUACGAUCCUCGAACCGGACUUCCCAUAUUCCACCGCUACAUCGCAGGCACACGGCAGCGGCUCGAAUGGCCAUGGGAACGCGAAGAAGAAAUUGAAGAUGUAGGCAUCACAAAAGAGCCAGAGACAGGCAAGCAAACAUGGCUCGGAAAGAUAAGCCAGCCGCUUACCAGCUUGAAUCGGUGGCGAAGCAAGAACAAGGAGGAGCGAGCUCAACAGGACGCAUCGAAGGACCUCACAACCGGUAACAUUGAAGAGAAGCUUGCUGAGAUCCAAAGGAUGGAGCAAGAGAGAUUCAAGGCCGCGACUCCAAGAAGUAUGGAUCCCAACCACCCCGGGGCCUACGACUUUGAUACAACGCGUAACAUCGUUGAGGGAUCAGAGUCUAUGGCUUACACGCUCGUUGCACCUCCUUUCCCCGACACACUUGGUGAGGAGCUUCGUGGCGAUAUACACGAAUUUUCCAUCAAAGCGAAGAAGGACAAGGACCCUGAUGCACCACGCUCUAUCAAGAUUGCACGACACUCUGAACAAGGUGUGCUUGCGCGAGAGAUUGCAAAGCAACAGCAGAGGGCUGCGGACGCAAUGAAGACACCCAUGCAACUGAGGUGGGAGCUUGAGCACCAGAAGAAGGUGCAGAGCCAGAAGGUGAAGCCACUCGUUGACCAGGAAAGUUUGCUGGCAGCGUUGGGUCAGCACAUGCAGAAGAGUGUUACAAAGCCGUAUUUGGGAAAGAAGCAGAUUCCCAGUCAAACAGCCGAUCUUGACUAG
Molecule: messenger RNA, 1551 nt
Organism: Alternaria atra
Lineage: Eukaryota; Fungi; Ascomycota; Dothideomycetes; Pleosporales; Pleosporaceae
Exons: 2
Coding region: 1-1551 (516 amino acids)
Biological process (GO): translation
Cellular component (GO): ribosome; mitochondrion
Molecular function (GO): RNA binding; structural constituent of ribosome
Source: RefSeq, a predicted model, not a curated record